AUGGCUCAAUCACCACCGCUUUCCAGCAGCAUCAUUGCGCAGCUCGAAAAGUACUCUGCGUGUGAUAUCUCGGAUGCCCUGCUGAAGCUCAAAGUCCCCGGCGCAGGCUACAUUGCCGACCUCGUAGCAUACAGCCCGCAGCAAGCGAGCCAAGCCACUCAGUCACGAGUCACCGUCGCUCCUGUAUUCACAGGCGGUGGUAGCCUCCCGCCGCAAAAUAUCCCCAAGGACGUCCAUUGGGCUGAUUUGGCCGAACCUGGCACCUUUGCCGUGCUGAAGCAACCUCCAGGCCAGACAAACGCUGUCUGCGGUGGCAUCAUGGCCCUCAGGAUGAAAGUACGCCGGGUAACAGGUAUCAUUGUUGCCGGAAGAGUGAGAGACCUAGACGAGUUGAGAAGCACCAAUCUGCCUAUCUGGGGCUACGGCACCUCCACCGUAGGAUCUGGCGGCGGCAGCGUGCCCUGGGCGACCCAGGUGACGGUCCAGGUCAAUGGGGUUGACAUCAACCCGGGCGACGUUGCUUUCAGCGACCCAGACAACGGAGUUGUGAUUAUUCCCCGAGAUAAGAUCGACCAGGUUUUGGAGCUGCUACCUGGCCUUGUUGCUGCGGACGACAAGGUCAAGGAGGAAGUUCUCAAGGGCAUGUCAGUCUAUGAAGCGUUCAAACUACAUCGGUGA
Messenger RNA from Trichoderma virens Gv29-8, 678 nucleotides. RefSeq lists its product as uncharacterized. The transcript is spliced from 3 exons. NCBI's taxonomy places the organism in Eukaryota, Fungi, Ascomycota, Sordariomycetes, Hypocreales, Hypocreaceae. The coding region runs from base 1 to 678 and encodes 225 amino acids. The record is from RefSeq and is a predicted model, not a curated record.